Knipowitschia caucasica is the source of this 279-nucleotide messenger RNA. NCBI's taxonomy places the organism in Eukaryota, Metazoa, Chordata, Actinopteri, Gobiiformes, Gobiidae. The record is from the annotation of a GenBank genome assembly.
AUGCGUCAGUCCCAGGGUCAGUGUGACGCUGUGUACGUCAGGUCCCAGGGUCAGUGUGACGCUGUGUACGUCAGUCCCAGGGUCAGCGUGACGCUGUUAUCUGCAAGUCCACAUUUCCACCAUGUUGAUAAAGACGACAUUGUGUCGGCCUGUAAGACUUAUUAUGAGACGGUUCGCAGGAGCCAUCAAAAUGUCAAGCCAGAAAACUCAUUGAGGGCGGAUGUGGCGAAGAGUUCAGCUCAGAGUCGAGCGAGAAGAGGCCGCUGGAAUCGAGACUGA